CAAAUCCUGGUGCUUGCGCUCCUUGAUCCUGGUUCAGCGAGGCCCGGUAGUCACGUCAGCAAACCUAUCUAAUCAGCCGACGAAAUGCCGAAGGACGUGGGGGGGAAUUCUUCGGACUGCACAGGGUGAGACUUGCGGGGAUCAGCCCAUGAGCAGGAUAAUCCACAGAUGCGUGUAUCCGGGGUUGCCCCAGGUGUUUGGCCCUCCCUGGCUCUUGUCGCAUCUAUUUAAGUCCCACUCUUACCAGUGCAGGAGAGACCAAUUUUCUUUCCUCUCAAGAAUCUCGUGCGUGUUUCUUUCUUGGUUGCCUGAUAGUCGAGGCAGGCUCGAGUUAGAGAGACGCCUAUCAAAAUGCAGGGACCAUCCCUUCGCUAUGCUCAGAUUUUCCUGGUCGCCCUACCUUCUUUCGUCCUGUUUGGGUACAACCAGUCAGGCGUAGGUGGUCUGGACGACUUCACCUCUUGGAUCAGACAAUUCCCCGCAAUCGACACGGUCAAUACGACGGGGGCUCAAGAGAAUCACAAUGCUACCGUCCAGGGUGCAGUGGUGGCGUCCUACACAAUUGGUGCUCUUAUCGGAGCUCUUUCCUGCACUGCGGUGGGAGACAUUCUCGGUCGCCGCCGUACGAUAUUUGUGGGAGCCUUGAUCACCUUGAUCGGUCAGGCUCUGGAAUGCACGGCUUUUGUGCUGGCUCAGUUUAUCGUUGGUAGAGUAAUCCUCGGUGUGGGAGUUGGUAUGCUGAGCGCGACCGUACCCGUCUGGCAAUCGGAAUGCUCACCUGCUGCUCAACGUGGACGAAACGUGGUCCUCACGGGCAUGUUCAUCGCCCUGGGGUUCGCCCUCACCCAGUGGGUUAACUUCGGCUUCUACCACAUGCAAGCCUCGUCCGCUGCAUGGCGAGUGUCGCUUGCCAUUCCUGCUAUCUUCUCCUUCAUGGUUAUGGGCAGCAUUUUCUUCCUUCCCGAAUCUCCCCGCUGGCUGGUCAUGAAGAACAGGUCGGACCUGGCUCAGCGGACGCUCGCAGCCCUGCGUGGCCAAGAGCUCGAAUCGCUCGAGGUCAUUGCCGAGCUUCGCGCCUUCGAAGUAUCUUUGGAAGAGACCUCAAAUGGUAACAUGAAGUUAAGGGACAUCUUUACCAUGGGCGAGGAGAAGCUCUUCUACCGGUUCCUCUUGUGCAUCGUCCUUCAGUUCUUCCAGCAGAUGAGCGGUGGUACGCUGAUCUCGGUAUACAUUCCGACGAUCUUCGAGACCAACCUCGGCCUCGGAUCAAGUCUUUCCAAGAUCCUCGCGGCGUGCGCGCUGACGUGGAAGUUCCUCUGCUGCUUCGUCGGCUUCGGCAUCAUCGACCGCAUGGGACGACGCACAGCAUUUAUGGUCAGCGGCGGCGGCAUGUCCGUGUGCAUGCUAGCCCUGGCAGUCUCCAACUCGUUCAAGGACAACCACACCGCAUCAAUUGUCUCGGCCUUCUUCAUCUUCCUGUACAACUUCUUCCUUCCCGUCGGCUUCCUGGGCGCCAAUUUCCUCUACCCGGCCGAGGUUGCGCCCGCGCGCCUGCGUGUUGCCAUGCAGUCAUUCGCUAUUGCCAAUCAAUGGUUGUGGAUGUUCGUGGUCGCCAUGAUCACCCCAGUCGCCGUCAGUGAUAUCGGCUACCGCUACUACAUCGUCUACACCGUCAUCGCCGGCAUCAUUCCGCCUGCCAUCUACCUCUUCUACCCCGAAACCAAGAACAGGUCGCUGGAAGAGGUCGACGAAAUCUUCCGCGACUCGCGCUCUAUCUUCGAGGCGGUCUCCAUUUCCAAGAAGAAGCCGGUUGGGGACCGCGUGGCGGAGCAGUUCAUGGAGAAGGCUACCGUUGAAGAGGUGGAGUGACGGGAAUAUAAAAGAUCGAUAUAAUCGUCUUCAAGGCUGGUUGGUUGUCAAUAGAUUGUAUAUAUGAGUUAUGAUUGAGCAUUGAGUGAUUUGCUUCCAUCAUACCUUCAGCUGUUGUCUAGUUCUGGUGCUUCUGGUGACCACUGGAUGUUUGUAACACUGACAGACUGGCUCAUGGUGAGUAAAGUUCUUGACAAACUGACUGUCAGAUCUGUCGAUCUUUCGUGAUAUGUGGC
Messenger RNA from Aspergillus homomorphus CBS 101889, 2105 nucleotides. Its product is annotated as sugar transporter. The record is from RefSeq and is a predicted model, not a curated record. Gene Ontology annotation, biological process: carbohydrate transport; transmembrane transport. The transcript is spliced from 2 exons. NCBI's taxonomy places the organism in Eukaryota, Fungi, Ascomycota, Eurotiomycetes, Eurotiales, Aspergillaceae. Gene Ontology annotation, cellular component: membrane. Gene Ontology annotation, molecular function: carbohydrate:proton symporter activity. Bases 352 to 1869 code for a protein of 505 amino acids.